Molecule: messenger RNA, 1962 nt
Organism: Aureobasidium melanogenum CBS 110374
Lineage: Eukaryota; Fungi; Ascomycota; Dothideomycetes; Dothideales; Saccotheciaceae
Product: kinase-like protein
Exons: 3
Coding region: 1-1962 (653 amino acids)
Biological process (GO): peptidyl-serine phosphorylation; intracellular signal transduction
Molecular function (GO): protein serine/threonine kinase activity; ATP binding
Source: RefSeq, a predicted model, not a curated record
AUGUUUGCAGGCCAUACUCCUCCAGGCUCGAUCCAUAUCACUGUUCCGACCACAGUCAUUUCCUCCAGCUCAACCAUCAUAGCCCCGAGCACACCCAAAGACCUGACCGAGGUACUCAAAAAGUUUCCCGUAGAUGAAAGAUCUCCCAGAAUGCAGCCAACCAAGAUUGAAACUAUCGAGGAUAUUUCCGCGGUCAAGGUCUAUCUGGAAACGUUCUACAAUGAACGCUACAUCCAACCGAGAUCCGAGCGUUGUGUUCGGAGACAGCGGCUACUCGACCAUCUUGCCCAAAGCUCAUUGUCAUCCUCCGAAAAAGAUGCGCUACUUCGAUCAUGGGAGCAGUCCGAGUCAGUUCAUCUUCGGCAAUUGCGUACUAUCAAAGCAACCUCAGCCACAAGGCACGCCAGUAGAGGUGUAUUUCAUGCAGGCUUCCAGGAGGUUCGCAUCCUGGGCAGAGGCACUUUUGGACUCGUCAAACUUGUCACUGAUGCCGAUCAAUUUGUGACCGAAGACCCAUCACCAUGUAUGUUAGACGGUACACCGUGCCCUACGUUGGUACCUCGCGGAUCGCAGAACCCUCAUCUCAUGAAGGAUCUUUACGCCAUGAAAGUCAUCCGAAAGGCAGAGAUGAUCCGAACCAGUCAAGAGGGCCAUCUUCGUGGUGAACGAGACUUUCUUGUCAAGGCCGAGGGUUCGCAAUGGGUGGUUCCCUUGAUCGCAAGCUUUCAAGACAACACUAAUUUGUAUCUCGUCAUGGAGUUCAUGAUGGGAGGGGACUUUCUCCAGUAUCUGUGCCGUCAUGAUAUUCUCAGUGAAGAAGACACCAGGUUCUACAUGGCAGAGAUGGUCCUGGCCAUUGAGGAGACUCACCGACUAGGAUGGAUACACCGCGAUAUCAAGCCAGACAACUUCUUGAUACAUUCCUCUGGCCACUUGAAGAUCUCCGACUUUGGCCUUGCAUUCGACGGUCAUUGGUCUCACGUGAAUGACUACUACGACACAACGCGGCACUCCAUCUUAAACAAGUACAAAAUCCACCUGCAAGGUGACGUUCAGGAUAUUCAAGCUACAGCACGCCGCACCCACGGCAUAUCUCGUAUCACAAGCGGUCAUCUACCUUACGAGAUGAACAGUGCGCGAGAUAUGGCAGAGCUCUUGAGAGAGCCUGAGAGGAUGCGGAAGGAACGUCCUCAGAGUCUUGUAGGCACGAAACAGUACAUGGCUCCAGAGAUCGUUCAAGGUCACAGUUAUGAUGGAAGAUGCGAUUGGUGGAGCUUUGGCUGCAUUGUCUACGAGCGUCACUCCGGUGUUGGUCUUCGCUACCCAGCACCCAGUGAUUCCGCACUGGCCCUCAUGAAAGAUUUGCUGCGAGAAAAAGAUCACCGACUUAGCUCAGCAGCUUACGAUCCCAGAAUCUGCCGCCAUCUGAGAAGGCACCAAGACAACAUUGAGCCAAAGUUUGUCGCUUCUGGUGAUGCGGAGGAUAUCAAAGCACAUCCCUUCUUCAGAAACAUUCGCUGGGGCAUACUACAUCGAUCAAAACCUCCAUUCGUACCCGAAGCGGUUGAAGACAUUGCGAUGUACUUCGAACAUGAAGAUACUUUCGUCAAUGAUGUUGGGACAAGCUACAUGAGUUUGCGAGAGAAGGUCAGACCACAUGCCGAACCGGAUGUCAAUGAGAGACUGUUAGGUCCUUACUUUGAGAGAUGGCAAGCCGAGCAGCGGGAGAUCGAGAAGGUCAAGCAGAUUCUGGGACCAAGACCUCGGCGAUGCAGACCCAAGGACAUCAUGGUGCGCGACUUACGUUACGGUGAGCGAGUUUUGGAGCGAAGGAAGGCGGGAGCAUUUUUGGGAUACACAUAUCGAAGCCCCCGGUACGUGUUCCCAGAGGUUGGCAAGGAGAGAAGGCCAGUCUUUUCACGACCUACGAUCUUACCUGUGACUGACGACGACGAUGAAUGA